Molecule: messenger RNA, 2329 nt
Organism: Suillus bovinus
Lineage: Eukaryota; Fungi; Basidiomycota; Agaricomycetes; Boletales; Suillaceae
Exons: 6
Coding region: 465-2060 (531 amino acids)
Source: RefSeq, a predicted model, not a curated record
CUUCUGUAAGGGAUGAUGAUAGACAGCCAUACCAUCGAUCGCCUUCUGCAAGGUAUGACGAAGCUGACCCGCGUGGACGUCGCGGCGCUUCACGAUUUCCGGAUGACGAAGCUGACCCUCAUGAGCAUCGCGCCGCGUCGCGAGUUCCGGGUGACGAAGGUGAACCCCACAGAAGUCGCGCUGCUUCGCAAGUUCCGGAUGACGAAGCUGAUCCCCGUGGACGUCGCACUCCUGCGCGAGUUGCAUAUGACGAAGCUGACCCUCAUGAACAUCGUGCCGCUUCGCGAGUUCCGGGUGACGAAGGUGAACCCCACAGAAGUCGCGCUGCUUCGCAAGUUCCGGAUGACGAAGCUGACCCCCAUGGACAUCGCACUCCUACGCGAAUUCCAUAUGACGAAGCUGACCCAUCUAGAUAUGGCGCUCCUUCGCGUUUUCCCUCACGCACGGGAUCGCACGCGGGAGGUAUGCCAGCCGCUAUUCUGGAAGAUGAUGGCAACCGGAAUGAGAGCGAGAUGGUCCACGUCUUACCACCAGGUAGCCAUGUUCCCCCGCCAGGUCAUGAUCCUCAGGUACACUUUGACCCAGCCACUGCUGAGUUUGAUGAUGCCAUUAAUCGGCGGCACGAGCGAUUGGACGAAGCAGAACGCGAACUCAACCAGGUCGUUCAGGAUGCUCAUGAAGCUGAAAACCGUCGUGAAGCAGAGUUCCGACACAAUGAAGAAGAAAGAGAGCACAUCUUCCUCCAAAACGAAGAUCGGCGUGAGGCUGAGGCAAGACAACGCGGUGAUGAGCUAUUCGCUCAACUGGAAGAGAGGGCCCACAGUGUACCCCCUCUACCGGUCCCUCCUCCACCUGGAUCUGGGGAUAAUGCUUCCAUCAUUGAAUCAAUUCACGCAGCUUCUCAUGAGGCGGCUUCUCGCCAUGCUUCUGACAUUUUGGAUACGGUUCGACUUGAGCGCGAGCAGUUUGCUCGCGAAAGGGAAUCUUUUGCAUCUGAGAGGGAUCAGGAACGUGCUGAAUUUGCCGCCGAGCGUGCUCGCAUGGAUGAAGAGCGCGAACGAAGGGUCCAUGACCUGGAAGAAGAGCUCGCACGCGUUCGUGGGGAGCUUGAUGGCGAAAGACAGCUACGACAGACUGAGAAUGAGGAACGGGCAGCUGCCAAUGAACGUGACGAAGCCAUGCGCGCCCAAUUGGGUGAUAUCACACAGUUGGUUUCGGAACAACGUGAUGAGUGUACCAGGAAGAGGGAGCUCAUGGAUCAGCGGUGGGAAGAAAAGCAGGGCAGGCGUGCUGAAAAAGACGCGCAAUUCCAUGAACUGAAGGAUAUGGUCUCCAGGCUCAUCCAAGACCGCGAGGCGGAUCGAAUUCAAGAAGAAGAGCACAGGCUACGGGAGGAGGGUAAGCCGGAUAUUCAAGUGGUGCUCGACGAGCUCACCCGGCAAAAUAACGAAAUGCGAGAGGCGCUUCGGGCUCUUUCUGAGGACUGGCGAGCUGAAGGUGAGCGGCGGCAUGAAGACACCCUUGAAGCCGUCCGUGCUACCGCCCGGGAGCAGGUUCCAUUCAAUGUGCAAGUGUAUCUUGACGAAUUUAGCAAAGCACUUGCGACUGAGGUCCGGAUGCUCCUUGGAGAAGUUGGCAAGCUUCGUGAAGAACGCCGUAACAUCCAACAUGAACUUGGAUACCUGAUGAUGAUGAAAGCUAAAUAUGGACCUGGAGGGGAGUUUGAUCCUGAGUGGAAACCGCCAAUGCCUGGUCCUGGUGGGCCUGAACCACCGCCACCGCCCGAGGCACCUCCCCCACCUCCUGAUGAACCUGGACCUACUCGUCCAGCAUGGCGCACACUCCACAACACGAGGCGCAUUCGUAAACCCCGUCGCGACCAACCACCGCCCCCUGAACCUGCUCCUGCACCUAUGAGGCAGCCUGUGCAUUCCUGGGUCACCUGGCAUCCAAACCCUGCGCAUGCACCUUCACCGCCGUCGAUUGAGCCUAACCUGAUUGUACCCGACCAGGGUAGCCCUGGUCUCUUUGGACCUCGCUCGCCACGCAGCUACCGGUAACGACGCAUUGCUUCAUCACAAAAUCAAGCCCAAGAAUCAUAUUCUACGCAUCAUAUCUUAUGACCAUCUUGACGAUAUCUAACGAGUAUCUUUGUCCUCUUAUAUGUAUCUUGCUCCUCCGUAUCUACUACUCACAUUUUCUUCUAUUUGUGUUCAUGCUCUGCUCUUGCUUAUGCUGCAUAUCUUAUGAUCUCAUCGUAUGGCUUCCUUGGAGCUGGACUCGCGUUCUAUUAAAUUUGCGAAUGGAUGCAUGCUUUUCACUUUCAAAC